GUAUUUGUUGCAUGCAUGUAAUUGCAUGUGUAUCUUUGUUGCAAGCGCUUAUCGUGAUUUCCCUCCAUGCAUAUUUAUUUUUUCUCUUUGCAUCUGCAGGGGCGCAUGGAAUAUCUCGUAAAAUGGAAGGGCUGGUCUCAGAAGUACAGCACUUGGGAGCCCGAGGAAAACAUUCUGGAUGCCCGGCUGCUUGCAGCCUUUGAGGAAAGCUUUGGUUUUUUUAACACCUCUAGGGAGCGAGAAAUGGAGCUAUACGGGCCUAAAAAGCGAGGCCCCAAGCCCAAAACCUUCCUGUUAAAGGCCCAGGCAAAAGCGAAAGCCAAAACCUACGAGUUCCGCAGUGACUCUUCCAGGGGGAUCCGGGUGCCGUAUCCCGGCCGGUCCCCACAGGACCUGGGCUCCACGUCCCGGGCUAGGGAAGGACUCAGAAACAUAGCCCUGGCUCCGCAGGGCAGCAGCAGCAGCAGCACCCCCAAGGGAGAUGGCAUCCGGGACCGCGUUAUCAGGGUGGAAGAGAAACCCGGGGAAACCCCCAAAAAGAGAGGCCCGAAGCCUAGGAAAGAGCUUUACAAGGACCUGGCGGAGUCUCUGGAUGCCUCCAAGAGGAAACUGGGGGAGCCGGGGGACAAGGUGGGGGACUACCUCAAGGCCAGGAAGAUGGAGGAGGCGGCGGCGGGGGCGGCCAAGUUCAGCUCGGGACACAGCGUCAUCCAGCUCGCCCGGCGGCCGGACCCCGACCUCUCCGGGGCCAUGUCCAGCCCCAACCGCGUCGAGGUGGGUAUGAAGCUGGGGGCCGCUGAGAGCUACGUGCCCCGGGUCGCCAAGCACCGGGCGGACUUUCUGGACCCCAAGGGGCAAGGAGGGCUGGACCCCGGCGGGCCCAAGAUCCUGCACAGCGCCGUGAGCCCCGGCUCCGUGGGCAGCCUGUACCGUGACGGCGUGAGCGGCCAGGCGGGGCGGCCCUCCCUCAUCGCCAGGAUCCCCGUCUCCAGGAUCCUGGGGGACCCCGAGGAGGAGUCCUGGAGCCCGUCCCUCAACAACCUGGAGAAAGUGGUGGUAACUGACGUGACCUCUAACUUUUUGACCGUCACAAUUAAGGAGAGCAGCACGGACCAAGGAUUCUUUAAGGAGAAGCGAUGAGUUUCUGUCAGUGGUGGUGCUGGGGAUUUUCUUCGGUCUAGAUCCAGACAAAAGCUUGGUUAGAGCUUGGUGGGCUUUUUUUUUAAUUUUUCUUUAUUUUUUUAUUUUUUUUUUAAUUUCCUGGAGAGGAUUUAGAAACUGUCCUAAAUUCAUUAACUCAUUCUUUUUUUUUUUUUUUCACGUCUUGCAUUUUGUUGGAAAAAUUAUCUCUAGAGUUAUAUUUUCUAUUAGAUGUAAAUAUGUUAUUUAAGAAAAAAUGCUUAUAUAUAUCUAUAUAUAUAUAUUUCAACUCUGAGUUGUUUUAUUUAAAUGGAGACAACAGUGACUGCUCAGUUGCUCUUAGAAAGGACAAUAAAACUGAGAACUGACGGAGUUCAUGCAUCUGUUGCAGGAGCCGGUGUACAUAAUGAGUGAUGUUCAUAGCUAAUUAUGUUCUGGGUUUUUUUAACUAUUAUUUUUCAUAUGAUGCUAUGGAUGGUGAAGGGGGAAGUGUUACUCCCUCGGAGGGCAAAGUGCCCAGAUUUCUUGAUUGUGAUAUAAGGUGUUGCUUGUACAAUCAAGUGUGCUGUAUCCAGAACUGUUGCCCUUGACAGUUGAAGUAAGCACUUGAAUUUACAGUAUUGUUGGGGAGGGGGCGUUGCCAGUUUUUUUUUCUUUUUUUUUUUUUUUUAAAGUUGCUACAAAAUUGGGGCGGGGAAAAGCAGAAGCCCAUAAAAAGGUUAAAACUGUUCUAGUGGAGUAUUAACUUGAAUUACCUUUUCUUGCGAAGGAAGAGGAGGUUUGUGUGUGUAAGAUUCCUGAAAGGGGUGAUACUGAAAUGCACUUUAAUAGAAUUGUCAUAGCAGUUGUGGGAGACAGAACUGAGCUGAGAAUCUGUUUUCAUUUUGUCUGGUCGCUUGAUUCUUUUCCCCCACCCACUUCAAAAAAAACAACAACUCUGUUUACAUUCCUGAAAUGCCAGAGAGGUUUGGGAGGGUAGCAUGUCACUGCCCAUAUUUAGAUGCUUUAUACUGCUAUAGAAAGUGGAUUUUUUUUUUCCAAACACAGUUCACUUUAGACUGUUGGAAGACUCCAGAUAAAGCGUUUUCUAAUAUCCACAUCUCUGACAAAUCCCAGAGCCACCUUUAUGCAUUCAGAGACAAUAAAUAUUUCCCUUUUCUUAUGCUAGUUAAACAAUAGCCAAGAGGCUAAAUAUUCCUGUGCGCAGAGCAGCGCCUGCUGACUCUGGUGGCUUUUUGUAUUUUUAUUUGCCUGCAUAUUUCUUCUGGCUCUGAAGGACUGUGCAGCUUUCUCCCAGGGCUCAGGCAGGGCAUAGCAGCGGGAUUUAAUGGCUCUGAACAAAAUGCUGCAGCUUCCCACCGCCAGCGUUGACCAGAAACCCUCGGCUGCCUUGCAGAAAGCCCGUGGCAGCGUCUCGCAGGAGGUGCGGGAUGCUGCAGCCCUCUGCCCGCCCGCUCCUUCGCUCGCUCUUUCUCUCUAAACUCCAUUGCAGCUUAACCAAGGUGAGGAGAGGUCGGGGUCUUUUAGCCCUCCCUAGAAAGGAGGAGAAGCGUUUCGUUGUGUUUUUAGUUGAUGUAGAGCAGGUGUCCUCACGUCCUAACGCAUUGAUUUGAGCAUCUCUGUCGGUUCAAAAGCACAAAUCUGUCCAGCAGCCCCCGAGGGCCAGGGCUGGGAGAGAUUGGCCUUUUCCAUCCGUUCUGAUUGGCCCGGUGAAGCUCUUAAACGCUUUCUAAUUUGGGGACUGCACAUAAGAUGAAAGCACAUGGGGCCUGACGGGGGGAGGAAGGGGCUCGGGCGAGGAGCAGCCUUCGCCUCUGGUAGGCCCAUCUGGAUAACUGCGGCUCCACCUUGCUCAGCCCCUUUCCCCUUCCAUCUUUUGGGACCUUUGCCUUUGUCAGAUGACCUAGCAAGAGGAUGCUGUAUUGACUGUACAAAGGGAGCCAUUUCUGUGAUUUAUUUUUUGUUGUUUUCAUUCUUUUUGUUGUUGUUGUACGGCAUAUUUUGUAAAAUUGAGAUUUUUAACUUGGUUUGUACGAGGAGCUGAGGCAAGCAGCGUGCUGGUUUCCGUGCUAGUGCUUGGGCAGCUGACCCGGGAGGUGUUGUCAGAUGGACGAUGGGGGGAUGUAGCUGCCCUUCCUCCACCUGCCGGGAUGCUGAAGGCAGAAAACCACCUCCCUUUGCGGAGCAGCCCAGAGCAGAGCUCCUGCCUUGCUCUGCUGCCGGGGCAUGGCGGAGGCUCGGUGUGCUUCACUCCAGCCCUGUGUACCUAUAUAUGUGUGCGGCCAUCACACACGUAUAUAAAGCAAGACAUACAUGUGGGUGUAUAUGUGUGUAUGUAUAUAGCGACGUAUAUACCGAGUGUGUGCGUGGGGGUGUGUGUGUGUGUGUGAAUUAUUUAAAUCUAAGACUUGUAUAAAAAAGAUUUGGCUAAAUCUCAGUCUCAGAAGUGAAGCUUAACUACGUGUCUUCUGCCAGCCGUGAAUGUCCAUAUGAGACCUGCUUUUUAUGUGAGUUUAAAUAUAUACUUUGUAAAUAGAAA
This is a messenger RNA of Oxyura jamaicensis (ruddy duck), 3679 nucleotides long. It is a transcript of the gene CBX8, whose product is annotated as chromobox 8. NCBI's taxonomy places the organism in Eukaryota, Metazoa, Chordata, Aves, Anseriformes, Anatidae. The transcript has 4 exons. The record is from RefSeq and is a predicted model, not a curated record. The coding region runs from base 67 to 1140 and encodes 357 amino acids.